AUGUCAGCAUCUAAUACUCCAAAUCGUAUACGUCACACACCUAAAACAACUCGUGCCUACGAAUCAAGCGAUGGAGGUACGCCGAGUUCAGCGCGAUUUCGUUCAAAACGUUAUUGCGCGAAUGAAACAAAUGAAAAUUCACCACGACGAAAUAAAUAUCAUCCCUAUUCAGCUCCUGUUCAAUUUGAUGAAAAUGCAAAUGAGCCAUUUCAUGAUGAAAAUCAUCGAACCACAAGUAAACCAUCAACACCUAAUAAUCGCCCAAAUAGACUUCAUGUAAAAAAUGACGAAAAACCUAAAACACCGAAACCUAGUUUUGAAGAAGAACAACAAGAACUACAAAAAUCUUUAUCGAAAGACUGGUGUGAUAAAAUGGAUAAUGAGGAAGCGGAAGAAAAAAAACUACAUAGUUUUGUACUUUAUUUAAAACAAUUUUCUGUUCAUGAAAAUAAAACAACUGAAGAACUUCUUGGAUCUAUUGAAUGUUGCCCAAAAGAACUUGUAAGACGACAAAAAGAAAUCAGUAAAGGAAAAUUAUCGAAAGUAUAUGAAGCAUAUGCAUCGACUAUUCCUCGAAAAUCUCGUACAAGACAACAUCCACGCACUCCAUGCAAAUACGCUAAAAUGUCUCGACGUGGUUUUGAUGGAGCUAUUAAAGCAUGGCGUCGAAAACUUCAUGAAUUUGGCGCAGAAAAAAUAAAGGAAAAUGGUGGUGGUGGUGGAGAUGGUAAUAAUGAUGAUGAUUCAGUAUCAAUAGCGUCAUCUCAGCGUAGUGAUGGUUAUUCAACACCAUCGUCUUCAUCAAUGAGCAUGGAAGAAAUUGAUGAAAAUUUUUUACCCGAUUUAUAUGAUUUUGAAGAAUCACUUACAGUUAAUCCACAUCAAGGCAAAGACAUCGAGCUUAAAUUUGGUUCAGUUAUUGAUUUAGAAGUCGCUGAUUCAAUGGAUACUAUUGUAAACAACGUUGAUUCACGUUCAGCUAUGGCAUUCGAUUAA
Messenger RNA from Rotaria socialis, 996 nucleotides. Lineage: Eukaryota; Metazoa; Rotifera; Eurotatoria; Philodinida; Philodinidae. The record is from the annotation of a GenBank genome assembly.